CCCAUUCAACCGGCGUUGAACCAGUGAUACAGUGACAGGCAGUCUUUUUUCCAACGAUCUGCCUACCUCUCCUCUCCUUCCUCGCUCCCUGAGGAGCUGGCAUUUGGCACCUCCAUUCGCUCCACCACUCUCCAGUCUGUCUUCUCCCCCGGCACACUCCACCUGACCGUCUCCCCAGGAGCAAGAGGAGGAAGUAAAUAUAUUACGGAAUUCCCAGGUCUCUCUUCUCUCAGCUGUUCCCAAGAUCGCAUUCCCAAAUUCGCAAUUCGCGUGCAUGUUGCUGGCCCAGAUCCGAUAUUCUCUCGGAGGAGCCAGGAUUUGCGGGAGGUGUUACUGAAUUGCCGGCUCUCUGGUUUGAUGCAGGCUUCUUGGGCCUAGUUGAAGGUGAAUUGGCAUCCAGGGGGUUGACUUGACUGGUGGUUCCCCCGGCGCCGGAGAUGGGCAAGGGGGGCGGCUGCGUCCCCAGCAAGAAGCGCCAGCCGCCGGCUACCACCGUCGCCGCCGCGCCCUCGUCGUCAUCCGCCGCCGCGGUGCCGCGGGACGCGCCCGAGGAGGCCCUGGACUCGGCGGCUGAGGAGCCCAGGCGGACGCUGCGGCUGUACAUCGUAUUCUACUCGAUGUACGGGCACGUGGAGGCGCUGGCGCGUCAUGCGGCAGCGGGGGCGGGCGCGGUGGAGGGGGUGGAGGUCGUCCUGCGGCGGGUCCCGGAGACGCUCUCGCCGGAGGUGCUGGAGAAGAUGCAGGCGCCGGACAAGGACCCCGCCGUCCCGGUCAUCGCAGCGCCUGCCGACCUGGAGGAGGCUGACGGGGUGCUGUUCGGGUUCCCGACCAGGUACGGCGCCAUGGCCGCGCAGAUGAAGGCCUUCUUCGACUCCACGGGCUCCCUCUGGGAGAAGCAGGGGCUCGCGGGGAAGCCCGCCGGCUUCUUCGUCAGCACCGGCACCCAAGGCGGCGGCCAGGAGACCACUGCUUGGACGGCGAUCACCCAGCUGGUGCACCACGGGAUGCUCUUCGUCCCAAUCGGCUAUACCUUCGGCUCUGGCAUGUUCAACAUGGAUGACAUCAGAGGAGGCAGCCCCUACGGUGCUGGAGUCUUUGCUGGCGACGGCAGCAGGCAGCCCAGCGAGGCAGAGCUUUCCCUUGCCGAGCACCAGGGCAGAUACAUGGCUGCCUUCGUGAAGAAGCUCGCUCAGGUCUGAGGCAGAGCCGGAUCUAGCAGAUGAACCAUCCAUCCCUGUGCAGCCAGUCAGCGACACACCAUUGAUCAGCUAUUGUUUUCCUCUUCAGCUACACAUGUUCCUAUCGCCCAUAUAUGUGCACAGCUUGCGGUCAUAGUGUUUGUCGAAGUAGUCAUCAUAUAAUUAAGUUGAGGUUUAUUUGUACAUCUGUUGACAUAAAUAUUUUUUAUUGUGCAUUUGGAAAAUAAGGUCCCGUUUGGAACUUGUGGGUUCUUCUGAAUUGCUGUGGGGAUUGAACUGAUUGAUGUGAAAGAUUGUGUGCAAAGCUUAUUGCUAGUACUUUGUUUUCUGAAGAAGAGCAUGUUUAUUUA
Molecule: messenger RNA, 1549 nt
Organism: Brachypodium distachyon (stiff brome)
Lineage: Eukaryota; Viridiplantae; Streptophyta; Magnoliopsida; Poales; Poaceae
Product: probable NAD(P)H dehydrogenase (quinone) FQR1-like 1
Exons: 2
Coding region: 438-1199 (253 amino acids)
Molecular function (GO): NAD(P)H dehydrogenase (quinone) activity; FMN binding
Source: RefSeq, a predicted model, not a curated record